AUGCGCCAAAAGUGCAACGAUCGUUGCUUCUCUCCUUUUUCUUUUAUUAAGGAUAUUGAGACAAAGGAAUAUCUCUCUUUGGACCAAAAAAUUGAUCUUAUUAUUGAGACUCUAAGCAAGAAUUACGAAAAGGAAAAUUCUAACCACAAAAUAUCAUACCCGACGUGGGUUAGAAAGGAUAAAACCAAGAUCCUUCUUAAUGCUCUUAAUAUUUCUCCUUCUGAAUCGUUGGAACUUUUUCCUGAUUUUGAGGAACUGGAACGAUUUCAGUCUUGCUUGGGAUAUUUAUGUAGUAGUUUUGAGAGAAAUGAUAUUCAAGCAUUAACUUUAAAUUUACAGAAUGCGGUACAGAUGAUGCAACAAUAUUCGUUAGAGUGGAAUGCAUCGUCUGUUUUGUCAUUAAUUUCUUCCUUAUGCCAAACAAAAAACAUUCUAGCCUGUAAUGGCGAAAUUAUGAUAACAGGGAUUUAUAACUCGUUAUUCAACAUGCUCUUUACGAAAAAGAAAGAUCUUGUUCCUCAUGGAGGCAAAGUACUAGAGAUACAUUUAGAAAAUGAAUUGCCGUAUUUUAAAGUGAAAUGUGAUUCUUUCAUUACAGACAAAACUGCAACUGUUGUGUAUCACAUUAGAGAGGAUAAAGAUAGUGUUGACACGGAAUGGGAAACUCUGUCUUCAGAUGGAUGGAAGUUGAUACUCACAAUGCGAGGACUGUUGAACAGAAACAUUCGACAAUACAAGAUGAGUAGAGAUCAAUUGAAAAAGCAUAGUUUCGUAUUAGGAAUGAUUACAAACAAGAAAAUUAUUCACUGCUUUGUGUUGCAAGCGAAAUUUGAUGAAAACAUGAAUAUUUCCUAUCAUUUAAGCAAGUAUACGUUUGGUGUGGAUACUUGUGAUGAUUUAAUUCCAUUAGUAAUGUUUCUUUGCCAAUAUAUCCGAGACUACAUUCCUGUGCGUACAUGGCUGUCCAAAGAAAACGUGGAAGUGGGUCAUACUUCGCUCAAGAGCCCUCAAAAGCUUGUGUCAGUUGCUUCUACUGUAUUUAGCUCUACUUCUCGACACGCCUAUCAAUUAAUACAUGGAAAACCUGUCAGGAGAGUGCACGACUCAGGCAAUGGCAAGUUAUUAAUUGCCAAAACAAUCAGUGUAUGGAAAUUAACGGAUUCCACAGAAAAUUAUAUCUACCAAACCUUACUUCGAACAAAUUACUGUCAAUACCUUCCAAGUAUUUUAUCUUAUCACAGUGACGCUGUUGAAUUGGAACAUUUGAGAGAAAUUAAUACUCACACAUCUUGGGAAGAAAGUUCUAUUCUUGCAUUACUGUCAGAUGUGACAAGUGCAUUGAGAUUUCUUCAUGAACACAAUAUUUUACACAGAGAUGUAAAACCUACCAACAUUUUACUUAGGGAAGGAGAAGGUGAAUUUUUCUGCUUUGUACUUGCAGAUUUCAAUCUCUCAUGCCAUUUUCAAAGAAUUCAACACCAAAACAAAGAGGUCUUGCUUGAUUUGAACAGUAACAAAAUUAUUAAUGAGAAAUGUGGAACUGGAGCGUUUUGGGCACCUGAAGUUGAGAAUGGAGAGAGUUACAAUGAAAAGAUUGACAUCUAUUCUUUGGCUCUCACUGUCCUCUAUUUGUUAAAUCCUUCACUAUUUCAUGAAACAAGGCUGUUAACCAAAGAUUACCAUGGCAUGCUUAACACUCUACAAAUGAAUAUUGGGCUGCAACUUCUCUUAGGCGAAAUGCUUGAGACAGAGCCUUCUAAGCGACCCUCUGCACAUGAAAUUGAGACUAGAUUGUCCAGCCUCAUGUCAGUGAACGAUGAGUGA
Naegleria lovaniensis is the source of this 1824-nucleotide messenger RNA. RefSeq lists its product as uncharacterized. Gene Ontology annotation, biological process: mitotic DNA damage checkpoint signaling; protein phosphorylation. The transcript is spliced from 2 exons. Lineage: Eukaryota; Heterolobosea; Eutetramitea; Acrasida; Naegleriidae. Gene Ontology annotation, molecular function: protein serine/threonine kinase activity; ATP binding. The record is from RefSeq and is a predicted model, not a curated record. Gene Ontology annotation, cellular component: nucleus; cytoplasm. The coding region runs from base 1 to 1824 and encodes 607 amino acids.